AUGGAGAAUGGCGACCGGAGCAGCGCCAAGAAGCCGAGGAUGGAGUCAUCACCAAGGAAUCAGGUGAAGCUAGAGGUGGCGGGGGAGGAGGAGGCAGCAAGCGGCGGACGCGCACUGCUGGUCUUGGGAGGGGAUGCCACCGCCGGCGUCGCCAUUCCUGCGAGGAUCGAGAUCGACAGGGACAUGCUCCACUGCCCGCUCUGCACCCUCCCGUUGAAGCCCCCGAUCUUCCAGUGCGGGGUCGGGCACAUGGCGUGCGGCAGCUGCCACGGCCAGCUCCCCACCAAUCAGUGCCACUCGUGCGACGGCGACGGCGGCGGCGUCUACGCGCCUUGUCCCGCCAUGGACGCCUUCGUCUCCAAGGUCCUGGUGCCGUGCCCGCACGAGGCGUACGGCUGCCGGGCCUCCGUCGCCUACUACCUGGCGGGCGACCACGGGAGCGCGUGCGCGCACGCGCCCUGCGUCUGCGGGGAGCCGGGCUGCGCGUUCCUGGGCUCGCCGCCGAUGCUCCUCGCCCACCUCGCCGCCGCGCCGCACUGCUGGCCCGUGGACAAUCUCCAGUACGGGGAGGCGCUCCGCAUCCGCGUGCCGGACACCGAGCCGCGCCGCCUGCUCGUCGCGGAGGAGCACGGCGGCGAGCGCGCUGCGCGCGCCGUCCCGGUGACGGUGGCGUGCGUGAGGGCGCCCGGCGCGGCGGCUGCCGGGCCACAGUUCACGUUGAAGAUGUGGGCGAUCGGGUGCAAAGGCCCCGCGUCGGGAAGUUUUGAUUUCUUCCGCGAUAGCAGCAAAUACAGCAUGAUCGGCUGGCGCGGCAUGUCUGCGUGGAAGGGAAUAGGAUAG
This is a messenger RNA of Miscanthus lutarioriparius, 840 nucleotides long. The record is from the annotation of a GenBank genome assembly. NCBI's taxonomy places the organism in Eukaryota, Viridiplantae, Streptophyta, Magnoliopsida, Poales, Poaceae.